Messenger RNA from Balaenoptera musculus (blue whale), 5103 nucleotides. RefSeq names its product RPGRIP1 like (gene RPGRIP1L). Gene Ontology annotation, biological process: retinal rod cell development; non-motile cilium assembly. Gene Ontology annotation, molecular function: thromboxane A2 receptor binding. The transcript is spliced from 25 exons. The record is from RefSeq and is a predicted model, not a curated record. Bases 74 to 3730 code for a protein of 1218 amino acids. Gene Ontology annotation, cellular component: photoreceptor connecting cilium. Lineage: Eukaryota; Metazoa; Chordata; Mammalia; Artiodactyla; Balaenopteridae.
CGGCCGGCCGCCCCACACGCCGUCGGCGCUAUAGCAACGGUAGCUAGCGGCGGGGAGAGAGUGGCGAUACGCAAUGUCUGGUCCAACUGAUGAGACUGCAGGAGACCUGCCUGUGAAAGAUACAGGUCUAAAUCUCUUUGGAAUGGGAGGGUUACAAGAAACUUCAACAACACGGACAAUGAAGUCUCGCCAGGCAGUGUCACGUAUCAGUCGUGAGGAACUGGAAGACAGAUUUUUGCGUUUGCAUGAUGAGAACAUUUUACUUAAACAGCAUGCCCGCAAGCAAGAGGAUAAAAUUAAAAGAAUGGCCACCAAGUUAAUACGGCUAGUUAAUGACAAGAAAAGAUAUGAACGGGUUGGUGGCGGCCCCAAGCGGCUGGGAAGAGAUGUGGAAAUGGAAGAAAUGAUUGAGCGGCUGCAAGAGAAAGUUCAUGAGCUUGAAAGACAAAACGAAGUCCUCAAAAACAGACUAAUUUCAACCAAACAGCAACUUCAGAUCCAGGGUCACAGGCAAACUCCAUACAGUUAUGUGCAAUCUCGCGUUAACACUGGGAGUAGAAAAGUGAAUGAAUAUGCAGGCUUACAGGAAUGCCCCAGGAAAGGUAUUAAAUUCCAAGAUACAGAUGUAGCGGAAACUCUGCAACCCAUGCCUACAAAACAUGGCAACAGUUUACUCGAAGAAGCCAGAGGAGAAAUAAGAAAUUUAGAAAAUGUUAUUCAGUCACAGAGAGGCCAGAUAGAAGAGUUAGAGCACUUGGCUGAGAUCCUGAAAACUCAGUUGAGGAGAAAAGAAAAUGAAAUUGAGUUAUCUCUUCUUCAGCUUCGAGAACAGCAGGCUACAGAUCAAAGGUCAAACAUUCGGGACAACGUAGAAAUGAUUAAGCUUCAUAAGCAACUAGUGGAGAAAAGCAAUGCUCUUUCAGUAAUGGAAGGAAAAUUUAUUCAGCUUCAAGAGAAGCAAAAAACUCUCCGGAUCAGCCAUGAUGCCUUGAUGGCAAAUGGAGAUCAGCUAAACAUGCAGCUUAAAGAGCAGCGUUUAAAAUGCUGCAGUCUUGAGAAGCAGUUACGUUCCAUGACAUUUUCUGAAAGAAGAAUAGAAGAGCUGCAGGAUAGAAUUAACGAUUUAGAAAAGGAACGGGAACUUUUAAAGGAAAACUAUGAUAAACUUUAUAACAGUGCCUUCAGUGCUGCCCAUGAAGAGCAAUGGAAGCUAAAGGAACAGCAGCUGAAAGUACAGAUUGCUCAACUCGAGACUGCCUUAAAAUCCGAUUUAGCAGACAAAACUGAAAUCCUUGACAGAUUAAAAACUGAAAGAGACCAAAAUGAGAAAAUCAUUCAAGAAAAUAGAGAACUACAGUUACAGUACCUGGAACAAAAGCAACAACUUGAUGAACUUAAAAACCGCAUGAAGUUUUACAACCAGGAGAGUGAUAUUAAUGCUGAUGAAUUGAGUGAAGCUCUCCUGCUUAUAAAGGCUCAAAAAUCACAAAAAAAUGGAGACCUUUCUUUUUUAGAGAAAGUAGACAGUAAAAUUAAUAAAGAUCUAGAACGCUCCAUGAAAGAGCUGCAAGCAACUCAUGCAGAAACAGUGCAAGAGCUUGAAAAGACAAGAAACAUGCUAAUUAUGCAACAUAAAAUUAAUAAAGAUUAUCAGAUGGAAGUUGAGGCAGUGACCCAGAAGAUGGAAAAUUUGCAGCAAGAUUAUGAACUCAGAGUGGAACAGUAUGUCCACCUUCUUGAUAUCAGGGCUGCACGCAUCCAGAAACUAGAAGCCCAAUUAAAGGAUAUUGCGUAUGGCACCAAGCAGUACAAAUUUAAACCAGAAAUCAUGCCAGAUGACUCCGUUGAUGAGUUUGAUGAAACCAUUCACUUAGAACGAGGCGAAAACCUACUUGAAAUCCAUAUCAACAAAGUAACCUUUUCUUCUGAAGUUUUACAGGCAUCUGGAGAUAAAGAGCCUGUCACCUUCUGUACCUAUGCUUUCUAUGAUUUUGAACUACAGACAACUCCCAUAGUGCGGGGCCUUCACCCAGAAUAUAACUUUACUUCUCAAUAUCUCGUUCAUGUUAAUGACUUAUUCUUACAAUACAUUCAGAAAAAUACUAUUACUCUUGAGGUCCACCAGGCUUACAGCACAGAUUAUGAAACAAUCGCGGCAUGUCAAUUGAGAUUCCAUGAAAUUCUAGAAAAAAGCGGUCGAAUAUUUUGCACAGCAAGUUUGGUUGGAACUAAAGGAGACAUCCCCAAUUUUGGCACGGUGGAAUACUGGUUCCGAUUAAGAGUUCCCAUGGAUCAAGCAAUUCGACUUUAUCGAGAACGGGCAAAGGCUUUGGGAUAUAUAACAUCAAAUUUUAAGGGGCCAGAGCAAAUGCAAUGGUUAAGUCAGCAAGCACCCAAAACUGCUCAGCUCGGUUCUACUGAUUCCACAGAUGGCAACUUAAAUGAACUUCAUGUUACAGUGAGAUGCUGCAGCCACCUGCAGUCCCGAGCAAGCCACCUUCAGCCACACCCAUAUGUUGUGUACAAGUUUUCUGACUUUGCAGACCAUGACACAGCCAUCAUUCCCAGUAGCAGUGAUCCACAGUUUGAUGAUCAUAUGUGUUUCCCAGUGCCAAUGAAUAUGGAUUUGGAUCGAUACCUUAAGUCAGAGUCUCUGAGUUUUUAUGUGUUUGAUGAUAGUGAUACCCAGGAGGAUAUUUACAUAGGAAAAGUCAAUGUGCCUCUGAUUUCAUUGGCACAUGACAGGUGUAUUUCAGGAAUAUUUGAGUUAACAGAUCAUAAAAAGCAUCCUGCAGGAAGCAUCCAUGUUAUAUUGAAAUGGAAAUUUGCUUACCUUCCACCAAGUGGAUCCAUAACAACUGAAGACUUAGGGAAUUUCAUACACAAAGAAGAGUCUGAAGUUGUUCAAAGACUACCUCCAACAUCCUCUGUUAGCACACUAGUAGCACCAACACCUAAGCCAAGACGUUUAACACCUAAAGAUAAGAAGGUAUCUUUUGUGGAUAUCACACCAUAUCAGCGUUCUGAGACCUGUACUCCUCCUGAAGAUACGAAGGAAAUUUCACCAGAAGUGGAACAUACGCCAGAAAUAGAAAUUAAUAUGCCAACUGUUUCACAUAUUCCUGAGGUUUCUCAGGAAAGCAGUGUAGAUAAGGUAAAAGAGAAUACAGAGAAAGUGCAACAAGGAAAAGAUGAUGAUGUGUCUUUACUCUCUGAGGGUCAGCUUGCAGAACGAACUUUGACUUCUUCUGAAGAUGAAACAGAAAUAACUGAAGAACUGGAACCAGAAGAUGAAGAAGACAGAUCAGCUUCUGACAGUGAUGAGUGUUUUAUUCCAGGUCCUAUCGCCAAGAGCAUCAAACAGCCAUCAGAAAAAAUUCGGAUUGAGAUCAUAGCUCUAAGCCUUAAUGAUUCUCCAGUAACUGCAGAUGAUACUAUCCAGCGACUAUUCAUUGAGUGCCGAUUCUACAGUCUUCCUGCUGAAGAGACACCUGUGUCACUUCCAAAACCCAAGAGUGGGCAGUGGGUCUACUAUAACUAUAGCAAUGCGUUCGCUUCACUGUGGUCAGUGACCCUCCAGAGGAUGAGCAGGAUCUGGAGUGUGAGGACAUCGGCAUUGCUAACGUUGACCUCGCUGACAUGUUUCGGGAAGGGAGAGACAUCAUCGAGCAAAGUAUUGAUGUUUUGGACGCUCGAGCAGAUGGUGGAGGUAUUGGCAAGCUCAGGGUAACUGUCGAAGCACUCCAUGCCCUACGGUCUGUCUACGAGCAAUACAGAGAUGACUUGGAGGCUUGAAAGAAACUGCUCCAGAGGCAUCUCCUACUCCUGAGUAAAUGCUCACAUGAAAGCACUUAGAUGAGAUUUUCGUAAUUACUCUGGUGUAUGUAAUCUAUAAUUCAUGGGAAGCUGGGAGGGGAGAGGCCUGGGUUUGAAGUGUUCAAGUUUUGUAUACUUUUUCCAUUUGUUUAUUUUUCUAUUCCCUCCUUCCCAUGACUGCCACCCCCUCAGGACUUAAGUUCUGCACAGUGGGCAACACCUUCUCAAUAAUUUAUACCUACAUGAUAACAUGAGAAAGGCUAUUUGCAUUUUCAACAUUUUCUUAUGAAGAACUGAAAUGCAAUUCCCAUUUUUAUUUUUAAUAAGCAAAAAGCAUAAAUCUUAGAAAACCUAUGAAAAAGAAAUACUUUUAUGUUAUCCCUAAUUGUCCCACUAAAUGGAAUGUGUAUUAUUAGCCUCAUUAAGAGUUUUGCACUGUGAAGAUUUUAUUAGAAGCAAUAUAUGAAAAUUACUUGGAUUAAUGUGUUAAUCUUCCUCUUUAAAAUGGUAAUAUCCAUUUUAUGCACAUUAAAGCUCAGUAUGCAUUUUCUUUGAUGCAUGCCAUUUCUAUCAAUUAAAUAUAAAGAAUGAGACUUGGCACCAACUUAUUAAAUUACUGCAAGUUUUUUGUUUUUCUUUCUUAAAAAUUACAGUUCUUCUUAUUUGUAUUGUUUUCAUGUAUUUGUAAUGGUAAUAUGGGAUCCAGGAAUGUGUGUAUGUAAAGAAGAGACAGAUACAUGAAAUUUACACUUUGAAAACUUAGCUUAUGACAUAGAAAGAAAAUAUUAAAAAUAUGCCUCAAAUUCUGAUAUGCUUAGUUAGACCUGAAAGGAGUAUCUUUUUAUCAUUUUUUAAAUUUACAUCAAGCUUGUACAAUGCUAGGGUGUAUCUGGAUAACCAGAUCCUCGAAAAGCAGCUCAGAAAGUUAAUUUUCUAGCUUUUACUCAAUCUCACUGAAGGAUUUAAUUGAUAUUUUUAAUGGAGCUGUGAAUCAAUGCUGCAAAGGAAUUGUCUCUAGAGGUCUAGGAUAUAAUGCAUUUCAUUUUUUAAUUUACUUUUUUAUUUGUCAUUUUCUUCAAAGGAUUUUUAUAGGCUGUGGGUUUUCACUGUUUGCAAACAGGCUAUGUUCCUUCUUAAGCAUAUGUAAAGUAUUCAGGGAGAUAAGUAAUUUAUUAAAAUCUACCUAAUUUGCCGUGAUAUAUUAAAUCUCUGCUUCAGUGAUCACAGACCAUUUCAUUUAGAGAAUUAGGCAUUCCCUCUUUGUGUGAUUAAAGCUCUGGAAAAUGA